Jaculus jaculus (lesser Egyptian jerboa) is the source of this 2355-nucleotide messenger RNA. RefSeq names its product UPF3B regulator of nonsense mediated mRNA decay (gene Upf3b). The record is from RefSeq and is a predicted model, not a curated record. Gene Ontology annotation, cellular component: nucleolus; cytoplasm. Bases 108 to 1565 code for a protein of 485 amino acids. The transcript is spliced from 11 exons. Gene Ontology annotation, biological process: positive regulation of translation; nuclear-transcribed mRNA catabolic process, nonsense-mediated decay. Gene Ontology annotation, molecular function: mRNA binding. Lineage: Eukaryota; Metazoa; Chordata; Mammalia; Rodentia; Dipodidae.
AGGGGCAUUUGUUAGGGGCGGAGCUCCAACGGGUGCUGCCCGGAGCCUUAGGUACCGGGCGUAAAGGCGGUGCAGCUGAGCUAUCGCUCAGGAACACAGCCGAGGCCAUGAAGGAAGAGAAAGAUCCCAGGCCUAAGGAGAAGCGAGUGACCCUUUUAACGCCUCAGGGAGCUACAGGCAGCAGCGCUGGAGCUUCAGGGGAAGGCACCAAAGGGGAAGAUAAGCAGGAUCGCAACAAGGAGAAGAAGGAGGCGUUGAGCAAGGUGGUAAUUCGAAGAUUACCUCCCACUUUGACCAAGGAGCAGCUUCAGGAACAUCUUCAACCUAUGCCUGAGCAUGAUUAUUUUGAGUUUUUUUCUAAUGAUACUAGUCUGUAUCCUCAUAUGUAUGCCAGAGCAUAUAUCAACUUUAAAAACCAAGAGGACAUUCUUUUAUUCAGGGACCGAUUUGAUGGCUAUGUGUUCCUUGACAAUAAAGGUCAGGAAUAUCAUGCUAUAGUAGAAUUUGCACCUUUUCAAAAAGCUGCAAAAAAGAAGAUUAAGAAAAGAGAUACCAAAGUUGGAACUAUUGAUGAUGAUCCGGAAUAUAGAAAGUUUUUGGAGAGUUAUGCCACAGACAAUGAGAAAAUGACAUCUACUCCGGAGACAUUACUAGAGGAAAUAGAAGCGAAAAAUAGAGAAUUAAUAGCUAAAAGGACAACCCCACUUUUAAGCUUCCUGAAAAACAAGCAGCGAAUGAGAGAAGAAAAGAGGGAAGAAAGGAGGAGACGAGAAAUAGAAAGGAAAAGACAAAGAGAAGAAGAGAGAAGAAAGUGGAAAGAAGAGGAAAAACGAAAAAGAAAAGAUAUAGAAAAGCUAAAGAAAAUAGACAGAGUUCCAGAAAGGGAAAAAAUAAAGGAUGAACCAAAGAUUAAGGUACACAGGUUUCUGUUACAAGCUGUGAAUCAGAAAAAUCUGCUCAGGAAACCAGAAAAAGGAGAUGAAAAAGAAUUGGAUAAAAGAGAAAAAGCCAAAAAACUGGAUAAAGAGAAUUUGAAUGAAGAGAGAGCCAGUGGGCAAAGUUGUAUGCUACCCAAGCGCUCUGAUGUUGAACUGAAGGAUGAAAAACCAAAGAGACUUGAAGAUGACAGUGGCAGAGAAUACCGAGACAGAGACAGGGAUUAUGACCGUGAUCAGGAGCGCAUGCUCCGAGAGAGAGAGAGGCUGAAGCGGCAAGAAGAAGAACGCCGGAGACAGCAGCAGAAGGAGCGCUAUGAGAAAGAGAAGGCUUUUAAAAGAAAGGAAGAAGAAAUAAAAAGAGAGAAAGAAGCGCUUCGGGAUAAAGGAAAAAAGAGUGAAAGCACAGAAUCAAUAGCCACCUCAGAAAAAACUGAAAAGAAAGAGGAAGUGGUUAAGAGAGAUCGCAUAAGAAACAAGGAUCGCCCGGCAAUGCAGCUUUACCAACCAGGAGCUCGAAGCCGAAAUCGACUCUGUCCCCCUGAUGACAGCGCCAAGUCUGGAGAGUCAGCAGUAGACAAAAAGCAGGAAAGUGGUAUUAGCCAUAGAAAAGAAGGAGGAGAAGAGUGAUAAGUUCAAAUGACCAUAGGUGUCCUGACUGUCCAGGCAGCCAAAGAGCAAUCCAGAAGUGCCUUCAGGGCAAAGGAAUAGAGAGCAAGAAAGGGGUCGCUGUGCUGGUGGGAUACACUGCAGAGGAGUAUGUUUUGUGUCAACACAGGUAUCAGAUUGCAGGCUCAGAACUGAAAGUACAAUUUCAUUUUCAUUGUAGUUUCUACAAGCUAAUUCUAAUGUUUCAGAAAAAGAUGCUGGUAAGAACACUGCAGGCAGGAAAUGUCAAGAAUGCUGUAUGACACAAACAAAAGAGCUGGUUCCAAAAUCAACAGGUGUUAUUAAUCCUGGAUUGAAUUUUCUUAGUUUGGCUGGAGCAGAAUUACUUUGAAGUCUUGUUCAGAUCUAAUUAUAUUGCACUGUUGGUAAUAAUUGUUGACUUUGUGUAGUGUAGAAGCAAAAGCAUGCAAUUGUAAUGUAAGUAUAGUGAUGGAUAGAACAAAUUUUGGCUAAUGCAAAAUGUAAAUAGUUGUGUUAUAUCUAAAGUUUUUAUAGUUUUAGUUUUUGUUUGCUUACACAAGUAGUAUCGAUAUCUGUGAGCAUCUCAUUUGGCCUUUAGCUAAUUUUUUCUAUUAAUAGAUAAAACUUAAUCCUUGAUUAGUUGGUGACAAUCCAGUCUUUGUUUUACCUUAGGUCUCAUGAUUUGGGUGCAUACCCUCUCCAGGAAGGAAACUACACCAAUAUCUGUUCAUGUUAAAAGGCAGCUUUCAGUCUGUUUUGUAUUGCUGUCAAUAAAUACCAAUUUUACUCA